AAAAGUUAGGGACUCUGUUUCCAAGUCCAAGACUCUAUUUAACUUAAGCCGCUCAAUUGCACAACCCUGAUCUGAUCUGAUCUGGGACAUAAAACACUGCCAAACUAGAUCAUAACAAUCAAAUGGCAAUCACCAACACCACCACCACCACCAACACCAGCUGCAGAGUGGUAGCUAUUGUCAGUUUAGUCCUUGUGCUAGCAUGUUAUGGCGUAUCUGCUCAGUCGACUCCAGCGCCGGAAACAGCCACAGCUCCAUCCCCAGCGGGCAUUGACUGCUUAACAGUAUUAGCAAACAUGUCAGAUUGCCUAACCUUCGUAGAAGAUGGGAGUAAUCUGACAAAACCAGACAAAGGUUGCUGCCCUGAGUUCGCAGGGCUGGUUGGUAGCAACCCCAUCUGCUUGUGUCACCUUCUAGCCAAACCUGACUCUAUUGGCAUCAAGAUUGAUAUCAACAAAGCUCUUAAGCUUCCUUCUGUAUGUCGUGUGACUACACCUCCAGUCAGCACCUGCUCAGUUAUUGGAGUUCCUGUGUCCUUGCCUCCAACAAGUGAAGGUUCUAUAUCACCAAGUUUGGCACCAGAAGGACCAGCCAGCAGUCCUUCAAAUGGAGUUGCGGCUCCUAGUCCAGGUGGUACAAGCCCUUCUUCUGACGAAGCUGCUGCCAGCCCGUCUGAAAACAAAAAUGGAGCUUCAGGCAUUCAAGCCUCUACCAGGACUUUCAUUUUUGGCUUGUCUACUAUUUGUAUCUCCAUAUUCUUCUGAUUUUACACUCAUUUCUCCGUGUCAUUAAUUUCGUAGAUCUUUCAUUUCUUCAUUAAUUGUAUGUUGUAAUAAGCUGCUUGGACUGAAGCUUUUGUUGUAGCUCGAUGCACUCUUCCAAUUAUUACUGAUAUUAUCAGUCAAUGACUCACUUUAAU
Messenger RNA from Gastrolobium bilobum, 919 nucleotides. RefSeq names its product non-specific lipid transfer protein GPI-anchored 12-like. The transcript is spliced from 4 exons. Bases 123 to 764 code for a protein of 213 amino acids. The record is from RefSeq and is a predicted model, not a curated record. Lineage: Eukaryota; Viridiplantae; Streptophyta; Magnoliopsida; Fabales; Fabaceae.